Molecule: messenger RNA, 774 nt
Organism: Cyphellophora attinorum
Lineage: Eukaryota; Fungi; Ascomycota; Eurotiomycetes; Chaetothyriales; Cyphellophoraceae
Exons: 1
Coding region: 1-774 (257 amino acids)
Source: RefSeq, a predicted model, not a curated record
AUGGUGGUGGUCGAGGACUGGCUAGCGCCACCAGAUUUUUCAGCAUCGCUUGGCAGUCCGGAAGGAGCAGCGCUCCAAAACAGUGCGUCGCUGGCGUUUGGCUCAGUACGGCGGGAAAAGUGGCAGAAAGUUGCCCUGCCGUACCAUUCCAUCAUCCACACUUCCUCCAGACGUUGCACUUCGGGCCAAUGCAGCAGCAGUCUUCAGCUGUCCGCCGACCAUCUGUCGUUGACCCUGGUAUACUUCAACGUCCUCCGCGGCAUCCUCUCCAACAUCGCUCUGCUCGGUCUCGACUACGACAUGAUGCAGUUCGACGAGUACCCAUCCCCGUUCCUACCACUAUCCUCCUCGGCAUCAUCCGCUAUAGCAUUUCUCCCAGACAGCUUGAUGCCAACCCGGUCGCAGAAGACGAUGGCGCAUCAUCCCGAGAUCGACGUCUUCCCCGAUGCGGUAUUCCGGGAUAACUGGAUUGCAUGUGCAGACGAGGGGAGGAUGGACGAUGAUGAAUUUUGCUUCGAUCUGGUUGGGUCCAGGAGCAGGUUGGACAAACGUGGGAGUGAGGGGCCGGGGUGUUGGUUGAGGGGUGAGCCGUGGACUGCGGCAAGUUGGGAGUUCGCGGAGUGGUUUGUGUUGAAGUACCCGUUUUUGUUCCGGGGCGCGGCGGAGUUUGAGCGGGGAACGAACUUGUGGCGGCGGCGAACAGGUUUGAGGCCGUUGUGCUUCGGCGCAGCGAUCGAACUCGAGGUAACAAGAUUUGCUUAUUCGCCCAACUGA